AUGUGUGAAGUGUGCGCACAGUGCAGCAUUAAGCAACUGUUAGCCAACAUAUACCACAUGUCCGACAAUCAAAGACCGAAUCAUAAGUAUGACUGCCGUGAGUUGCAAGAGACCCAUGACAGUGAUGUCGUGUACACACAUCAACACACUGACAGUGAAGACACCGAUGAUAGUGGUGAUGGUGAUGGCGAUGGUGAAGGUGAAGGUGAUGGUGAGGCCAUUGUGGUGAGGAUGUGGGACCUGAAACAGUGCGACCGGAAGCGCUGCACCGGUAGGAAACUGGUGCGACUCGGCAUGUGUUCGCUGCUAAGAUUGGGCCAAAGAUUCAAUGGCCUUAUCCUAAGUCCGAUGGCCACUCAAUGCGUGUCCCCUGAGGACAGGCAUAUAGUGGUGGAGAAGGGCAUAGCAGUGGUGGACUGCUCGUGGAACCGCCUCAACGAAACCCCUUUCCAUAAAAUGCGUGGAAAUCACUUACGACUCCUGCCUUUCCUGUUGGCGGCCAAUCCCGUCAACUACGGGAUGGCGUCUAAGCUGUCGUGUGUCGAAGCCGUCGCUUCCACUCUCAUAAUCACGGGCUUCGAGGAUACGGCGCAACACUAUCUCAACAAAUUCAAGUGGGGGUCGGCUUUCACUCCAUUGAAUCAACAAUUAUUGGCCGAAUACAAGCUCUGUUCCGAUUCCACGCAAAUGGUGUCCACACAGAACCGGAUGAUCACUGAAAUGCAGACAUCCAACCACUUGAACCAACAGAGAAACACCGAUUUGCCUCCAAUUGAGAGUUCCGACUCAGACUCUUCAUGA
Molecule: messenger RNA, 801 nt
Organism: Oppiella nova
Lineage: Eukaryota; Metazoa; Arthropoda; Arachnida; Sarcoptiformes; Oppiidae
Source: the annotation of a GenBank genome assembly